GGGGGGGGGGGGGGGUAUAGUGUAUUUUCGUCGAAUUCACGUGGCCAUGCUGUUUGGCAACUCCCGGUGCGAAACCGCCUCCGGCUUCCUCAUUCUGUGACUUUGGAAUACACGGCGCGCACGGUGCUCUGUGGCUCUCCGACAAGCUCUGCGACACGGUGGACUGUGCCUGAGAUGGCGCAGUGGCAGGCCCUGCUGAGUCUGGACUCAGCCCUCCAGGCGCAGGUGAUUCAGCUGUACGAAAGGAAAUUCCCCAGACAUAUCCGCCACUAUCUGAGCGUCUGGAUUGAGAACCAGGACUGGCAUUCGGCAUCUGUCGAUGACCUCAAAGCGAAGACUUCUUUCAACUCUCUGCUGAAUUCCUUGGAAGAAGAGUGGGGCCGUUGUGUAAAAGAUAACAACAUUUUGCAGGGCCCAGAUCUGCCAGGAAUCAAAGAAUACCUGCUGAAUCAUUUUGGAAAUGACCCAAAGAGCCUCGCCGCUGUCCUAUGUGAGUGCCUGGAGGAGGAGAAGAAAAUCUUGCAACAGAAGCAACUGGAAUCCCGAAUUGGAGAGCUGAAGAAGAUGUCUCAGGAGCUCAGCAUUGAGAUCGAGUCACUGGAAAGGCUGCAUGAAAACCUCCGUUCGAUACACGCGGCUCAGGACGUCGAGCAACAGGCCAACUUCUUCGGGCAGACAAAGCAGAUAGUACUCCGGCAGAUCUGGAACAUCUCAAAAGCGGCGGCGGAUGUGCUGGAAAGGCUUACGACUGUGGAGUUGCCUGGCUGGAAGCGGAGGCAGCAGCUGGCCUGCCUCGGAAGUCCCGUCGACACCCGCUUGGACCAUCUGCAGAACUGCUUCACAAGUCUGGCUGAGGUGCUCCAACAAGUCAAGCAGCAUCUGACCCAGCUGUCGGACCCCAACGAGCUCCGUCACGGCGCCGGCGGCCCUCUUGCGGAAAUAAAUACCUUCACGCAGUCUUUGAUGACUAAACUUCUUUCCAGUGCCUUAGUGGUGGAAAAGCAACCCGUCAUGGCGAGUAUGCCGAGUAUACAGCAACCUCUGGUGCUGAAGACCAAGGCGAACUUCACUGUGGGACUGAGGUUCCUGGUAAAUCUUGAAAAAUUUCGAUGCCUGCUGAAAGUUAAAGCUGUAUUUGACAAGGAUGUCGCUGAGAAAACUAAAACCAACGGCUUCCGUCACUUUGAUUUCACCAAGGAGCCGAGCAAGGUGCUAGACGUGAACGUAACUGGGGAUUGCUUGGUUGCCGAAUUUACCGACUUGGUAAAUCAGGAAAGCAAAAAGAGGGUGCGAAAAUCAGACGAGAGUGCUUUGACCGUCACGGAAGAACUGCACGUCAUCACUUUUGUGACCUGUUUCCAGCACGCCGGACUGGACUGUCACAUCCAGGCCAGCACUCUACCGGUCGUGGUCAUAUCGGCGACGGGCCAGCUUCCCAGCGCCUGGGCUUCCGUCAUGUGGUACAACGUGUCCACCAGCGAACCGAUGAACCUGUCGCUCUUUUCCGACCCGCCGCGGCUGUCCUGGCCGGAGCUUUCCCAGGUUCUGAGCUGGCAAUUUUUGUCCGUCGGAAAACGGCGACUUGACGACAACCAACUCUCCAUGCUCAGAGAGAAAUUUGUCGAGGAUCCCGACGGUUUUGUACACUGGAACUCAUUUUCCAAAGGAGGUUGUCAGAAAAACGUCAACGUGUGGCUUUGGCUCUCCGGAAUCCUGGAUCUCAUCAAAAAGCACCUGGCGGAUCUCUGGCGCGACGGGCUCAUCAUGGGCUUCGUCAGCCGAGAGAAAAUCAAGGAGCUGCUGUGGGAAAAAAAGACGGGCACCUUCUUACUCCGCUUCAGCGAGACCAACCAAGAUGGCGCCAUCUCCUACAGCUGGGUGGAACACCAUAACGGAGAGACUCAAGUGCACUCGAUUGAGCCCUACACCAAGUCGGACCUGGAGAAAAGCCCGUUGCCCGACGAGAUUUACGACUUCACUUCCAGAGUUCACGGCAACGUCACCAGGAAUCCUCUGCUCUAUCUGUACCCGGACGUGGACAAAGACGUCGCUUUCGGACGCUACUACUACGGCUCUGAUAAGCAGACACUUCCCAGGGUGUGGGGUUAUUUGCCACGAAGACCCAUCAAUGUGACCGAUAUGCCAACGCCGCCUCCUUCUCCACCACACGGCCAACAAGUUCCCCUCGAUGCCCAGCAUCCCUGAAGACUUUUGCCAUCCGACGGGGAUUUUUGAACUACCCGACCUCCUCUGAGCAACAUCAAGUUGGUGGCUUCACUUCAAUCUUAAAAUACUUGAGGCGGGAGAAUCAGGGAUAGUGAACAUGUUUGGUCGCUGCAUGCAGCUAUCAGGCCUGACACGAUAACC
Molecule: messenger RNA, 2367 nt
Organism: Hippocampus comes (tiger tail seahorse)
Lineage: Eukaryota; Metazoa; Chordata; Actinopteri; Syngnathiformes; Syngnathidae
Product: signal transducer and activator of transcription 1-like
Exons: 23
Coding region: 175-2205 (676 amino acids)
Biological process (GO): regulation of DNA-templated transcription; signal transduction
Molecular function (GO): DNA-binding transcription factor activity; DNA binding
Source: RefSeq, a predicted model, not a curated record